GUGUACGAUACGAAAACAGAGUUAAUUAUAUUUAUUUUUUAUACAUAACUCAAAUCUUAACAAAAUUCAAUUUUAAGCCUCUAACACGCUGAAUUUUUAAUCUAGAAAUCAAACUACUUCCGUUAAACAAAACCAAUCAAAUCUUUGUGAAAACCAAACAAAAACUACACUUCAAGAUUGUAAGAAAGUAACAGACUUAACAUUAGUGCACACGAGUUAGAUUAACUCCUUCAGAACUGCUUUUGUAAUUGUUUAUGAGCAUCACCAUGCGUCAAAAAGAUCUGCGCCCAGCCCCGGCUCUAAUUGAGUACAAGGGCAUGAAGUUCCUAAUCACCGAUCGACCAUCAGACAUAACAAUUAAUCAUUACAUUAUGGAGCUAAAAAAGAACAAUGUCAACACUGUGGUCCGUGUGUGCGAGCCAAGCUAUAAUACCGACGAGCUCGAGACACAAGGCAUUACUGUCAAGGACCUGGCCUUUGAGGACGGCACGUUUCCUCCUCAGAAUGUCGUUGACGAGUGGUUUGAGGUCUUAAAGGAUAAAUAUCAACAAAAUCCGGAGGCUUGCGUUGCCGUUCAUUGUGUUGCUGGUUUGGGAAGAGCUCCGGUUCUAGUUGCCUUGGCACUGAUUGAAUUGGGCUUAAAAUACGAGGCAGCUGUGGAAAUGAUUAGAGAUAAACGACGUGGCGCCAUCAAUGCCAAGCAGCUAUCCUUUUUGGAAAAAUAUAAGCCAAAGGCGCGACUAAAGCACAAAAAUGGCCAUAAGAAUUCAUGUUCUGUGCAAUAGAUUUCCAAAACCAUAUGUAUAUUCCCACCAGAUAAAAAGUGUUCAUUUUUUCAAAAACAAAAAAAAAGCAAGUGGAUAGAAAAGAACGUAAAGAAAUAUGAUUUGAUAGGCAACAAAACGAGAAUUGCAAAUUAUCACGUACCACAGAGAAUCCAAAAAACCAAUCACAGCCCCAGUAAUUCUUAAACUUAAAAACUCAAAUUUAAAUGUAUUGGUAUUAAUUUUGUAAUUUGUAUGUAUUAAUUAAUGUAAAUUAUUGUUAUUUUACGAUUCGAUUCAGCCACCCCAAACCAAACUAAAAAGAGUUUAAUUUUUGUACCUACAGCAUAUAUAGACCGACUUAUACGCAUACAUUUAAUUUUGAGCAGCCGAAUACCCCAUUAAAUGGUUGUAAAAGGCUCGUCAAAAUAGUUAAAAGCUGUUGUUCUACAUUAAAAUGUUCUGGAAUUAACAAACAACAAAUUAAGCGUACAACAGAAAACCAUCAAGCAAAGAAUAUUAUUAAAACUAAUAACUAGAUGAAAAAAGUGUAUGGUGUAAAAAUCUACUACUUAACAGUCAUAUUCUAAAAACGGAAAAAUGUACUUAAUCGCAUAUUAGUUUGGAGCUGCUUAGCCUCCUAAAGAUCUGCUUUAAUUAUAUUUUACUGUUUACAAUUUUUUUAUACUGUCAACACAUUUUAGCUAUCAACAAAGCAAGACUUUUUUAUAUGCUAAAUACAUUGCUUAUUUGACCACUACAAUACCAAUACCAAUCAGCCUCGCACAUGCAUGAAUACUUUGGCAUGUAUGUGCGACUUAAUGAUAUAUAUCUAUAUAUAUAAUUUAAUAUAUAUUUAUAUGUAUUAUACAACUGCAACGUUUUACAUUAAUGACUACAUACAUUCAAAGUCAACAAGCAAGCAAGUAGUAAUCAAGAAAAUAAGAAAUAUUUCAAACCAGCAGGAACAACAAAAAAAAAAUACAAAAAUUGAGAAAAUGAACAUGAAAAAAAUUUAACCUUAUUGUAAACAACAAAUUAUAGUGACAAGGAGACGAUGAAGAAGCACGAAGAAAAAAACACAAGCCGAAAAUAAAAACAAAUAUAAUGCUUACAAAAUAA
Molecule: messenger RNA, 1886 nt
Organism: Drosophila eugracilis
Lineage: Eukaryota; Metazoa; Arthropoda; Insecta; Diptera; Drosophilidae
Gene: PRL-1
Product: protein tyrosine phosphatase type IVA 1
Exons: 4
Coding region: 255-785 (176 amino acids)
Biological process (GO): protein dephosphorylation
Cellular component (GO): nucleus
Molecular function (GO): protein tyrosine phosphatase activity
Source: RefSeq, a predicted model, not a curated record